AUUUGCUGAACAAUCGGUGUGCAGCUGCUUCCAAACUUCUCUGCAGACUCAAUAUGGAAGAAGGGAGCGGCAUUUUGAAAGAGGGCUUUCUUGUUAAAAAGGGGCAUGUUGUCCACAACUGGAAAGCAAGGUGGUUUGUCCUUUUACAAGACAGGCUGCUCUAUUAUAAAAUUGUUGGAGGAAAGAAGGAGCCUUCACCAAAGGGCAGAAUUCUUCUAGAUGGUUGCACUAUCACUUGCCCAUGUUUGGAAUAUGAAAGCAGACCGUUGGUUAUUAAACUGCGGACCAAAACCAACACAGAAUAUUUCCUUGAUUCUUGCUCCCGAGAAGAGCGUGACUCUUGGGCAUUAGACAUAACUGGUGCCAUUCAUGCUGGCAAUCCUGUGCAAGUCCAGCAACUUCACCUCCAGAAGAAUUCCUUCAAAUUGCCUUCAAAUAUCAGUCUGAAUCAAAUUAUAGACAAAAUGCAUGAUAACAGCAAUGGAAUUAAGUUGGCACCCAACACAAGACAAGGCAGCACAUACAAAGAAAGCUUUACAGGUUCUAUGUUAGUGGACUGGCUGAUAUCCAAUAGUUUUGCAGCUUCCCGGAUAGAGGCAGUCACGUUGGCCUCUAUGCUGAUGGAAGAAAAUUUCAUCAAGCCUGUAGGAGCGCGCAGCACUGAAGCCAUGAGGAAUGGUGAUCUGGCCGAGCAAUUUUUAGAUGACUCUACAGCGCUGUAUUUAUUUGCUGAAAGCUAUAAGAAGAAAGUCAUCUCCAAAGAAGAGAUUCAUCUUAACAUUCUUGAACUGAGUGGCACAAUCAUAAAACAAGGCUUUUUAAUAAAACAGGGCCACAAACGAAAAAACUGGAAGGUGAGGCGCUUUGUCCUGAGGGCUGAUCCUGCUUUCCUACACUAUUAUGACCCUACAAAGGACGAUAACAGGCCGGUUGGUGGAUUUUCUCUCCGUGGCUGCCUUGUCUCAGCAUUAGAAGAUAACGGAGUCCCAACAGGAGUGAAAGGAAAUGUGCAGGGCAACCUCUUCAAAAUCAUCACAAAGAAUGACAUUCACUACUACAUUCAGGCCAGUUGCAAGGCUGAAAGGGCUCACUGGAUUGAGGCUAUCAAACAGCUCACAUAAGAAACGUGCUAAGGUGUAGAUAUGGAAAAAUAGGAAAAACUCGUGAUCUAACUUGCCGCUGUCUGAGUAUACAGGAGCUAACGUUAGAGAUCAGUGACUCUAACAUUAGAGCUUCUGUCUGACAAAUCUGUUUUUCAUGAAGAAGAAAAGCAUAUAAUAUACUAGGUUUGUCUCAGGAUUUGUAAAUUUUGGUGACUUAUCCCUAUUUUUAUCAGUAUUUGUCCACAAGAUCACUACAUAAUGUUUUUAGAAACCACUCUGGUAUUCAGAGUAUUCAACCAGACUCUUUCACCUGAAUACACAGCUACAGUGGCUGACAUAGACUGUAACAUGUUUAUUCAAGAAUUCAAAUAUCACAUUUGGAGGCCGUAUCAGUUCCAGUUGGAUUCAUUCAACAUCCCAGGCCACCAGAAUAUACAGUUGCUGCUUUAUUCAGUGUCUGUGAACUUUUUAGGUUCUUGUUUUUAAUGUCUGUUAAGAUAAUGUACAGAAUUUAAUGCUUUAUACACAGCACUUGGAGGGCGUUCUUGCUGAAUUGUUGUACAUAACUGUUGCUGAAUUGUGGUCCAAUUGUACAUUUGUUCUGGUUAGCCACAUCUUUCAAAGUCUCAGCUUUGAGAUUCUUCAACUAGAGAUUGAUGGUGGGGCCUUACCCAUGCAGAAAAGCAAGACCCAGGGGUGCUCUGUGAGCAGUCGCCUGCUCUUGGUCUGGCCCAAGCUCAUCUCCAAAGUCUGUGUUGGCUAGAGGAGAAAACCAGGUCCUACUUCAUAGGAGUUAUUUUUGGGGAAAGUGAAACCAUAACAAGAGCCCUUUUUAUCUGUGGGAGAAAGAAAGAGGAAGUGGACAAGAGUUAUAGCCAAACUGUAGAAUUAUCACAGUUUGACACUGCUUUAACUGUCAUGUCUCCAUCCUAUGGAAUCCUGGGAUUUGUAGUUUGUUGUGGCACCAGAGCGCUCUGACAGUGAAGGCUAAAUAUCUUACAGAACUACAAAUCCCAAAAUUCCAUAACAUUGAGUCAUGGCAGUUAAAGCAGUGUCAAACUGUGUUAAUUCUACAGUGUAGAUGCAGCCCAGUACUAAGGAGAACAAUUCAAAUCUACAUUUACCACAAAGUUCUCACUGGGAGACUCUCCAGUCAGUCACAGCUGACUCUCAACCUAACCUACAUAACAGAUGUCUUGUAAUGGUCAAGUGGAGAUAUGGUGGGAAGAACCCUCUACCACUCUGAGCUCCUUAGAGAGAGAGAGAGAGAGGUAAUUGUGCCUGAUCAUGUGAGAUAAUUGGCCAAUCUGAGCAACCAGAACAAAAAAAUUAGUUAUUUCUGUUAUGUAGAAGUGCCUUCUGUCAUGACAGAUGGGGAGAAAUGCUGGUCAGUUUAAAAAAAUCAUUUUACUUGGGAGAGACACUUUCUGUAACAUGCAACAGGAGGAUAGAUAUAUCGAAAAGUGACAUCUAAUAUUAAGCAAGUUUGCCCUAUGGUAUUUUCCCUGAAACCUCACAAACUUCUUCAAGGGGGACUCCCAAUCCUCCAGCACAGUUUGUGAUGAAGGGCUGAGUGCUGAGGAAUGCAGAACUGCAGUGGAGAAGAGGAAUCACUUCCACUGGUAGCUUCUGUUGCAUUGGUGGAUGGACACCAGAGACACCCAAUCUAUGUCAUAGCUGAAAUGGGAACUACAAAUUGCAUGCCUAAAAUAUCAGUUAGAAUAAUAGCACCCUUCUUCCUCUUCUUUAAUGGGAGCAGACCACCAACAAAUGCCAGGUGCCAUAGGCUAUACUUCAGAGGAAGGAACUGGAAAAAAAAAUCUCUUGAGUGUUCCUUGAUUAAUGAAAUCCAUGAGGUCGCCAUAAGUUGACAAGCGACUUGAAGGCACAUACUCAUCCUGUUAACUAUGUAAGAAACUGUGUGUUGUUAGACAGUCAUAUUUAAUUAUAGAAAGUUAAUUUUUAAAAAAACAGAAUAAAAUAUAUUAUAAUGUCA
Messenger RNA from Sceloporus undulatus (fence lizard), 3099 nucleotides. RefSeq names its product pleckstrin 2 (gene PLEK2). Gene Ontology annotation, biological process: actin cytoskeleton organization; intracellular signal transduction. NCBI's taxonomy places the organism in Eukaryota, Metazoa, Chordata, Lepidosauria, Squamata, Phrynosomatidae. The record is from RefSeq and is a predicted model, not a curated record. Gene Ontology annotation, cellular component: plasma membrane. The coding region runs from base 54 to 1121 and encodes 355 amino acids. The transcript is spliced from 9 exons.